This is a messenger RNA of Saccharomyces paradoxus, 717 nucleotides long. RefSeq names its product mitochondrial 54S ribosomal protein bL17m (gene MRPL8). NCBI's taxonomy places the organism in Eukaryota, Fungi, Ascomycota, Saccharomycetes, Saccharomycetales, Saccharomycetaceae. Gene Ontology annotation, cellular component: ribosome; mitochondrial large ribosomal subunit. The transcript has a single exon. The record is from RefSeq and is a predicted model, not a curated record. The coding region runs from base 1 to 717 and encodes 238 amino acids. Gene Ontology annotation, molecular function: structural constituent of ribosome. Gene Ontology annotation, biological process: translation.
AUGACAGUAGGUAUUGCUAGGAAACUCUCUAGGGACAAGCCACAUAGGGAUGCGCUGCUAAAAAACCUUGCGUGCCAGUUGUUUCAGCACGAAUCCAUUGUGUCAACGCAUGCCAAAUGUAAAGAAGCUUCCAGGGUUGCAGAACGGAUCAUUACGUGGACGAAGAGGGCAGUAACGACAAGUAGUAGCGUGUCGCAAGCGGAGUUAAGGUCACAAAUCCAGAGUCAAUUGUUCUUAGCAGGAGACAACAAAAAGUUGAUGAAGCGGUUAUUCAACGAGAUCGCACCGCGGUACAUGGAAAGGCCCGGUGGGUACACACGUGUGCUGCGGUUAGAGCCUAGGGCCAACGACUCAGCGCCGCAAUCUAUCUUGGAACUAGUCGAUUCUCCUGUGAUAUCCGAAUCGCACGCGGUAAACAGGGGCAAUUUGAAGAUGUGGCUGUUAAUCAAAACAGUCAUCAACGAUGACGCCAACGGCCUACCUCACAACCCGCUUACAUUACAGAAUCUGCACAAAUUGGCGAAGUUUAAGCCAGAAGCGCAGUUGCACGGUGAAAUCACGCUCAUCAAGCAGAUCUUACUCAAGGAAAUGUCCAUGCCCUAUGAUGAAGCACUUGAAAACGAAAAGACACAGGCACUUUUGAAAGAGGUCAACUCUUCAUCAUUGCCAAAGAAGAUGAGAAAACCCUCCUCUUAUGUCAUGGUUUCCAGACCUUAA